UGGGAAUAUUAUAUUUAUAGAUUCGGUUCUGUAUAUAUAUAUAAAGACAUAGCCCAUACUACUCUCAUAGAUCAAUAUCUACAACAUCUCUUUGAAUAUCAUAUUGAAGAGAUUGCAAAGAUGUCACCGUUUUCGACGCUCAUUGUUAUCCUCGUAUCUUCCAUCAUGAUUCACCACCUUCCAUUGGCAAGCUCCACACAAUGGUGCGUGGCCUCUCCGACGUCGAAAGAAAAGCAGCUAGAAGAAAAUCUCGGGUUUGCAUGCGCUAAUGGAGUUGAUUGCAGACCAAUCCUAGAAGGUGGAGCCUGUUACAACCCUAACACUCCAUUAGGCCAUGCGUCUUACGUGAUGAACGCAUAUUACGCAACCCAUGAACGCACCGACUACGCGUGCAAGUUCUUUUUCCCAAACAGUGCCAUGUUGACUACUACAAACCCUAGUUAUGGUAGUUGUGUCUAUGCAUAAGUAUUUUCAUUGGUUUUAGAUAUGUGAUCCACGGCAUACCUCAUAGCCUGAUAGGAUGUAUGGUUAUGGCAGAUCCAAUGUCGUUUUUCUUUUACCAAUUUUAUAAUUAUAAAAAUAAGUCCUUAUAAUGUUUCGUUUAAGUAUAACGAAAAUAUCGAAGUCAUGGAUCGUUCGGUAUCUUUCAAAUUAAUAGACAAUGCCUAACUCAAGAUACUUUAUUCACUGCAAUUCGCUGGACCAACUUUUUCUUUUUAAAAUUUCGCUGGGCCAACUUAGUGUAAGCAUCAUAACCUUUCUUGACAAACCAAACCCUUUCAAUAAAAAAAAAAAAAGUCAAACCAAACGCGAUUGGAUACAAAGACCGGAAUCAAUAUAUUCAUCAUCAGAAUCUGUAACUUGAUUGUUCAGAGAAACCAAAAUUUACUAACAUUUUUAAAAUGUGAGUGGGCUUGAUAAUAGCCUACAUCUUAGAAUGGGUAUCUCAUCAGUAUCUCACAACCAAAAGAAGGCUACUUUUUUGAACAUGUAUGUUACUGAUGGAAGAGUUUCAACUUCUGUAGAACCAUCGCAGAGACCAAAUCCUUCUUCAGAAGAUCUACAUACAAAUUGCCUUCAAAAAAAAAAAAGAUCGACAUACAAAGCCUUCAACUUUUUGUUUCAAACGAAAAUAAAAUACAUCAAUCACAGAGUUCAAGAACUUGUUAAAUCAUCAAAGCUAAGCCAAAAUAGAAGCUUACCUAAUUCCAGCCAAUUAUCAACCAAAGUAAAGUUCUCUUACCAUCCCAUACAUUUCAAACUGGAUGAAAGGAUAAGCUUUUUUGUUCUAGCUUCCUCGGUUUCUGCAGUUUUCUGUAAACCCAAGACCUUUCUAACAGUUUGAAUCCUAAAAUAGCACAUAACUUCUUGGGCCAGGGACAAAAGCCGGUUGCUAAGUCCUCUUCGCUCAACUACUGAAACUCAAACCUAACACCUCUACCUUAAAAAAAAAUCUUUAUCAGUAGAGCUAGCUACUCUGGGUCGAAGUACUUCUUAAAGUGUGAUCAAACACAAACAUGAGAGUUGUUCUAAAACUGUUAUCACUUCGAAGAAGAAGAUCGAGUAUUCUUUGUAGAAGUUAAUACCUGGUCGUUUAGCACCGUACAAUGUUAUUGAACUCUACAAUUCCAGCUGGAGUGAUCAUCGAAGAUUUACAUAUUUCCAAGUAUAACUUAUUUAAUUGCAUCAAAGUGUCAAACACAGAGACGAAAAUAUUAUGUACAAUGUCUUUAGUUAUAUGUGUUUGUGUCUAUUGUUCAUUCAAUAAAUAUUAUUCUCAGCAAUAGUGCAAUGCUUCUGUCCUUUUUUCUUUCUCUAAAGGCCUUUGCAGCAGAGCAGACUACGAUCUGCAAGUUUUCAAUAGAAGCAAUGUGAUUACAGUCCACUACUAACAUUCAGAUUCAGUAUACUUAACCAUACGCGAAAUAAACCAGCAUGGGUCUUAAGUUUUUUGUGACUUCAUUUUUGUUAUCCAAAACUUAGUAUUUGUUUUCAAAAUAUAUGAACUAUACUUUAGAACACAAUGGCAAACAAGAAAAAAGAUUUGCAUAUGCAUGUUGUAAAAUAUACUAAGACUUGAGAACAAAAGUACCAGAUAUCAAUAAGUUUAUGUUGAUG
Molecule: messenger RNA, 2118 nt
Organism: Brassica napus (rape)
Lineage: Eukaryota; Viridiplantae; Streptophyta; Magnoliopsida; Brassicales; Brassicaceae
Product: major pollen allergen Ole e 10
Exons: 1
Source: RefSeq, a predicted model, not a curated record